AUGUCUCGACGCAGAUACCCCAACCAGAACAGGAUUUACGGUGGAGGCGCGCUGUCGACCCACGCGGUGUGGCAGGACAGCAUCGGCUACGACCCCCACGCGCCCAUCCAGCGACACCACAACGGCAGUCACUCCAGCACAACCGGCCCUACCUCCGCUGACCUCGCCAGCGGCUAUGACCAGUUCCGUGCCCUUCUCGCCCGGGCCACGGCGUCCAAGGGCGGCUGCGGGACUGGCAGCCUGGCCACCUGCACCAAGUGCCGAGGCAGCGGGCAUCUGGCCUUCAACUGCUGGAACAUCGUAGCCGCUCCCGCUUCAAAACUCACAAACGACCAGGCCUGCACGCCAGGCCGGAGACUGGGAAGCGAGCUGCUGGACGAACAGAGACGCGCGGAUACCACGAACACGCGGCUGGCGCCAGUCAACGCAGGCCAAGCUCGAGGCGGCGAGGAGUCCGAGAUGCGCAAGCGCAAGCGAAGCUCUGAGAAGAGCAGCGAGACGAAGAAGAAAAGGAAGGAGACGACGUCAAAGAAGAGGCGAAAGACGGAGAGGAAGACCGACGCCGAGAAAAGAAAGAAGAGCGGUUGCAAGCACCGCGAAUGA
Molecule: messenger RNA, 603 nt
Organism: Acanthamoeba castellanii str. Neff
Lineage: Eukaryota; Discosea; Longamoebia; Acanthamoebidae
Product: zinc knuckle domain containing protein
Exons: 2
Coding region: 1-603 (200 amino acids)
Source: RefSeq, a predicted model, not a curated record